AUGGGUUUUGCCGCCUGCUCUCCUGCACCGCCCCCCGCUCCCCACUGCCAGCAACACGAGCGGAAGGUGCGCGUGCGUGAGCGGCGAGUGCGGGGACUGCGACGUGCGUGGUGUGUUUGGUGCGGACAGCAUCGACGGCGACUCACCCCUCCGCAAGCCCCCCUGUCGCCCCGAGAGGCGUUGUGCGCCGUUGCUGUGUGCGACGAUGCUGUCUCAAGGGACGGUACGGAGCGUGCGGUGGGGCGGUCCCCGGCGCGGAGCGGCUUUGGGGUGUUUGCCCAGCGGCUGCUCCCCUACGGCGGCCUCGUGUCGAACUGCUUCAGCCUGGGCUCCGUGGCGCUUGGCGGCGGCAUCAUCUCCAUGCCCUCCUCCUUCGCCAUGUCCGGCAUCGUAAUGUCCAUCAUCUACCUGGUGGUGAUCACGGCCGUGACUGUGUACUCGAUGACGCUGAUGGGCUACGCGAUGGAGAAGACGGGCGUGUACACCUACGAGGAACUGGCUCAUGUGCUGUUUGGCCGCGGCUGGGACUACUUCGCGGGCUUUGUGCUGUGGCUGUCGUGCUUCGGCACUGCAGUGGCGUACAUCAGCGCAGUGAGCAGUCUGAUCGAUCCCAUUCUGCGGAAGUCCCCCGGCACACCGGCGUAUCUGUUGACGACGAGCGGCAACCGCCUCGUGACGUCGCUGGUGUGGCUGGUGCUGAUGAUGCCCGUGAUCAUCCCCAAGCACGUGAACAGCAUCCGCUACGUCUCCGCGUUUGGCGUGGUGAUGGUGCUGUACUUCGUGGUCACGAUUGUGGUGCACUCCAGCACGAACGGCAUGAAGGAUGGCAUGCGCGGCGACAUGCAGUGCUUCACCGUCGGCAACAAGGCCAUCUACGGCCUGUCCAUCUUCAUCUUUGCGUAUCUGUGUCAAGUGGUGGCCGGCAAUGUGUACCAUGAGCAGAGGCCGCGUCCCUCGGUGAAGCAACUGACGGUGGCGAGCGCCAUCGCGAUGACGGUGUGCAUGAUGUUCUACAUCCUUGCCGGUGUCUUCGGCUACUUCGACUUCGCGGACGACACGCAGGACUCGAUCCUGUUCAACUUCGACCCGGUGCACCAGCCCUACAUGAUGGUGGCGUACAUCGGCAUGCUGGUGAAGCUGUGCGCUGCGUACGCCAUGAACAUGGUGCCGUGCCGCAACUUCAUCUACCACUGCCUGAGCUGGAACAUUGAGACACUCCCCUACUGGAAGCACAUCCUCGUGGUGCUGGCGAUGUCCGUGGUGAUCCUGAUCUGCGGACUGUUCAUUCCGAGCAUCAACACUGCCCUCGGGCUUGUGGGUUCGCUGUGUGGCGGCUUCAUUGGGUUUCUGUUCCCUGCGUACUACUGGAUGUACUGCGGUGACUGGAGCAUCAAGUCUGUGGGCAUCUGGCACUGGCUGGCCACGUACUUCCUGGUCGUGUGCGGCGUGAUUGCGAUUGUGUUCGGCGCGAUUGCGACGGUGUACUUCAGCUUUGUGGUCUAA
This is a messenger RNA of Leptomonas pyrrhocoris, 1503 nucleotides long. RefSeq names its product amino acid permease 3 (AAP3). Bases 1 to 1503 code for a protein of 500 amino acids. The transcript has a single exon. Gene Ontology annotation, biological process: amino acid transmembrane transport. The record is from RefSeq and is a predicted model, not a curated record. Gene Ontology annotation, molecular function: amino acid transmembrane transporter activity. NCBI's taxonomy places the organism in Eukaryota, Euglenozoa, Kinetoplastea, Trypanosomatida, Trypanosomatidae.